Onychostoma macrolepis is the source of this 3964-nucleotide messenger RNA. RefSeq names its product macrophage mannose receptor 1-like. Bases 106 to 3168 code for a protein of 1020 amino acids. NCBI's taxonomy places the organism in Eukaryota, Metazoa, Chordata, Actinopteri, Cypriniformes, Cyprinidae. The record is from RefSeq and is a predicted model, not a curated record. The transcript is spliced from 11 exons.
GGGACUUGAAGUCAACAACAAUAUUGACAAAACUGGUGCUUAAUUACUUUUUUUUUAACACAUAUAUAAAUUACAACAAAACAGGCAUAAUUUUCAUCCAGAGCCAUGUUUUCACUGGUAUUACUCUCAGGUUUCUUUACCCUCACACUGUGUGCCCCUCAGUAUGUCUUUGUGAAUGAAUCCAAGACUUGGACAGAAGCUCAGAGAUACUGUAGAGAUAAAUACACUGAUCUGGCCACCACUGAAAAUGAACAACAGACGAUCCAGUUGAUCAACACAGUGAAUUCUGAUUCAAUAGAUUUAGCCUGGAUUGGACUCUAUGAUGAUCUCAACAGUUGGAAUUGGACUCUAGCGGACAGUGAUUUCUUCAAGGUUGGAGAGAAAAACUUCAGGAACUGGUAUAACCCAGGACCAGGGAAUUCUGGAGGACAAAGCCUGUGUGUUUAUAUAUAUAAUGGGUUAUGGUAUACUGCAAGCUGCAACUAUGCAUUUUAUCUUACGGUCUGCUAUGAUGGAAGAGAAAAUGCCAGUGCAACUUAUGUUUUCAUUUACCAGUACAGAACCUGGAGUGAAGCUCAGAGUUACUGCAGAGAACAUCACACAGACCUCGUCAGUAUCAGAAAUGAGGUUGAAAACCAGAAGAUCCAGUAUUUAUUACGAAGUAAUAAUUAUUAUUAUUAUCAAACUGUUUGGAUUGGACUGUACAGAACCAGAUCUUGGUCAGAUCAGAGCAACUCUUCAUUUACUUACUGGAGCACAUGGCAACCAGAUACUGCAGGAUCCUGCACUGCAGUGUCAUUUAGUGACUCUGGGAAAUGGACUGAUGAAAACUGCAAUUAUGCAUUUCCUUUCUUUUGCCACAAUGCAUCAUCCCGUCAGUAUCACUUUGUGAAUGAGUCUAAGAGCUGGACUGAAGCUCAGAUAUACUGCAGGCAGAAUUAUACCGAUCUGGCCACCAUUGAUAACAUGGAGGAAAUGAACAGGCUGAUUAACACAGUUAAUGGGAGUUACUAUGGUUCAGCCUGGAUUGGACUGUAUGAUGAUGUGAACAGCUGGAGAUGGUCACUGGAAGACAAUGAUUUCUAUCAGGAAGGAGAGAGAGAGUUCAGAAACUGGUAUCAUGAACCGGACAACAAUGGUGGGAACCAGCUGUGUGUGUACAUGGAUAAUUAUGGAAAAUGGUAUGAUUUGUCAUGUGACAACUCAGUGCCUUUUGUUUGCUAUGAUGGUAGAGUGAAUGCCACACAGAGUUACAUCUUUAUCUAUAACUGGAAAACCUGGUCAGAGGCUCGUAGAUACUGCAGAGAUCAUUACACAGAUCUUGUCAAUGUGAGAAAUCAGACUGAGAACCAGAGGAUCCUUGAGACAACAUGGGGAUAUGGAGUCUGGAUCGGACUGUACAGAAGCAGGAUUUGGUCAAACAGACAGAAUACUACAUAUCAAAACUGGAGGCCACAAAUUCCUGGGUUACAGGCACAACCAGAUAACGGCGUUAACCAUGCUUAUGAACAUGGAUAUCAGCACUGCACUGCAGUAUCAUUCAGAUAUUCAGGCCGAUGGACAGAUGAGAUCUGUGUAUCCAGCAUGCCUUUCUUCUGCUAUAGCAGAACCUGCACACAAUCUUCAUGCACUCGUCAGUAUCACUUUGUGUCUGAGUCUAAAACCUGGACCGAAGCUCAGAGAUACUGCAGACAGAAUUACACUGAUCUGGCCACCAUUGAUAACAUGGAGGAAAUGAAAAGGCUGAUUAAAACAGUACAUGUCACUUACUAUGGCAAAGCUUGGAUUGGUCUGUAUGAUGAUAUGAGCAGCUGGAGAUGGUCUCUGGAUAAUACAGCAUUAGGGGGAGAUUUUAAAAGCUGGUUUGUUCAGCAACAAGUGAAUUCAGGUGGACAGAGUCUGUGUGUGUACAUGUCAUAUUAUCAGGGAACAUGGAGUGAAGCCUUUUGCUCCUAUAGAUAUCCCUUUGUUUGCUAUGAUGGAAGAGUGAAUGCUAGUACAAGUUAUGUGUAUGUUUACCAGUCCAAAACCUGGACUGAAGCUCAGAGUUACUGCAGAGAACAUCACACAGACCUCGUCAGUAUCAGGAAUGAGAUUGAAAACUACAGGGUUCAGUCAUUAAUUGCAUAUUACUCAGUUGCUUGGAUUGGACUGUACAGAACCAGAUCUUGGUCAAAUCAGAGCAACUCUUCAUUCAGUAACUGGAGGACAGGACAGCCAGAUAAUGCUGGAAACAGUGAAUACUGCACUGCAGUGUCAUUUAGUGACUCUGGAAGCUGGACAGAUGAAAACUGCAACACUGCAUUACCUUUCAUUUGCUACAGUGCAUCAGCAUCAUCCCGUCAGUAUCACUUUGUGAAUGAGUCUAAGAGCUGGACUGAAGCUCAGAGAUACUGCAGACAGAAUUACACUGAUCUGGUCACCAUUGAGAACAUGGAGGAAAUGAACAGACUGAUUAACACAGUUAAUGGGAGUUACAAUGGUUCAGCCUGGAUUGGACUGUAUGAUGAUGUGAACAGCUGGAGAUGGUCACUGGAAGACAAUGAUUUCUAUCAGGAAGGAGAGAGAGAUUUCAUAAACUUUUAUCAUGAACCAAACAACAAUGUUGGGAAUGAACUGUGUGUUUACAUGGAUUAUAAUGGAAAAUGGUUUGAUUAUUCAUGUGACAGUUCUUACCCAUUUGUCUGCUAUGAUGGUAGAGAAAACACCACUCAGAAAUAUGUUGUGGUAUAUGAGUAUAGGACCUGGAUUGGAGCUCAAAGCUACUGCAGAGAGAAAUACACAGACCUGGCCAGUGUGAGGAAUGAGACAGAGCGUCAACAGAUACUGAGCAUUACACAUAGUUAUGGAUAUUAUUAUGGAUAUACUAUAUGGAUUGGUCUGCACAGAAACAGACUGUGGUCAGAUCAGAGCGGCUCUUCAUUCACAUAUUGGCUUCCAUCGACUCAAAAUGUUGCUGCACAACCAGAUAAUGGUGUAAAUGUCCCAGGACUGUAUGGAUCGGAACACUGCACAGCUGUGUCUUUACCGCAUUUUGGCCAGUGGACAGAUGAGAACUGCUUUGCCAGUUUGCCUUUCUUCUGUUACAGUGAUGAGUAUGGUAUGUUUGAGUAUAUACUGUAUGUGAUCUAUUUGUUUCUGCUGAUUUCAGUACAUAAUGCAUUGUAAAAAGUUUUGAAGGUCAAAACAAAGUUUUGUUUACAUGGUUUAAUUGAGACUGAAACUGAACUGAAACUAAAAGAUUUUUUUUUCAAUGUAGCAAGUCAGCAUGAAAUUUUGACUUUUGACCCAUAAAAUCUUUAAUAGUGUGGGUCUAAUAAUUUUUAAUUUUAACACCUGACUUGUUCCAUCUUUUUUUUUUUUUUUAAAUGAUCAGUGAUGGGAAUGCGAGUAGAAGUUACAAGUCUAGAAAAUUUGUCAGAGUCUCAAAUUGAAGAGCUUGUGAUUAUACAGUUACAAGAGGAGAUGAUGAGGCUCGGACUUCCCAGCAAUGUCACCAUGAAUUUGAGAGACUAUCGUAAGAUCAAUCCCUGAUGGAGGAGGACAACAAUUUCAAAAAACAGUUUCCACUACAGUUUUGGGCUCAAUAAUAGAGCAUUAUAUUAUGACAUUAUGUUUUAUGUUGUUCUAAUGGACCUAUUAAAUCAGUAAAGAGGUUUGUAUCCAAAUUAAUGUAACUUGAAUUUAUCAUUAAAAUGAUUUAAAAAAAAUGGUCUUACAGUACAGUACAGCUGUACAUACACUAUUAAAAAUUGUGCCAUUAAAUAACAGUAAUUUACUAGCAGCAGAGAUGCCAGUAAUGUACUGUCCAUUUACAGCCCUCUACCACUAAUUUACAGCUCUUCAUAUUUACAGCAUGUUACUGUUAUGCUACCAUGGAAAUUAACUCUGCUCCAAUUGCUUCAAACAGUUCGAGUUUAAAAUAUUAGUAUUCAUACAGUAUUGUUAAAAAUAAUAGCAGUAC